This is a messenger RNA of Odobenus rosmarus divergens (Pacific walrus), 1481 nucleotides long. It is a transcript of the gene CIAPIN1, whose product is annotated as cytokine induced apoptosis inhibitor 1. Gene Ontology annotation, biological process: iron-sulfur cluster assembly. The record is from RefSeq and is a predicted model, not a curated record. Lineage: Eukaryota; Metazoa; Chordata; Mammalia; Carnivora; Odobenidae. Gene Ontology annotation, molecular function: iron-sulfur cluster binding. The transcript has 9 exons. Bases 120 to 1058 code for a protein of 312 amino acids. Gene Ontology annotation, cellular component: cytoplasm.
CUUCUCGCGAGAGGCGCGAGGUGCGAAGCCGGCGGCGCCGGAGAAGCCGGGAGCGAGCCCUGGGAGGCAGUCCUACUCUCCUCUGGCCCGUAGGUUUUAGGUCCAUCAGCACGGCAGGAAUGGCAGAUUAUGGGAUCUCAGCUGGCCAGUUUGUGGCCGUGGUCUGGGAUAAGUCAUCCCCCGUGGAGGCUCUGAAAGAUCUGGUGGAUAAGCUUCAAACGUUAACCGGCAAUGAGGGCCAAGUGUCUGUGGAAAACAUCAACCAGCUGUUGCAAUCUGCCCACAAAGAAUCUAGCUUUGACAUUAUUUUGUCGGGUGUAAUUCCUGGAAGUACCACUCUGCACAGCUCUGAGAUUUUGGCUGAGAUGGCCCGGAUCCUGCGGCCUGGCGGAAGUCUUUUUCUGAGAGAGCCAGUAGAGACAGCUGUAGUUAACAAUAGCAAAGUGAGGACUACCUCUAAGCUGUGUUCGGCCCUGACUCUUUCCGGCCUCGUGGAAGUGAAAGAGCUGCAGCGGGAGUCCUUGAGCCCCGAAGAGAUACAGUCUGUCCAAGAACACCUGGAUUACCAAAGCGACAGCUUGCUCUCUGUGAGCAUCACAGGCAAAAAACCCAACUUUGAAGUGGGUUCUUCUAGUCAAUUGAAGCUUUCUCUUGCCAAGAAGACUUCUCCUCCAGUGAAGCCCGCCGUGGACCCUGCUGCGGCCAAGCUCUGGACCCUGUCAGCCAACGACAUGGAGGAUGAGAGCGUGGAUCUCAUUGACUCAGACGAGCUGCUGGAUCCAGAGGAUUUUAAGAAGCCAGAUCCAGCUUCCCUGCGGGCUCCUUCAUGUGGGGAAGGGAAAAAGAGGAAAGCCUGCAAGAAUUGCACCUGUGGCCUCGCGGAAGAACUGGAAAAAGAGAAGUCAAGGGAACAGACGAGCUCCCAGCCCAAGUCGGCUUGUGGAAAUUGCUACCUGGGCGACGCUUUCCGCUGCGCCAGCUGCCCCUACCUCGGGAUGCCGGCCUUCAGACCCGGGGAGCAGGUGCUCCUGAGCAGCAACAACCUCAGUGACGCCUAGGAGGGACCCGACCCGGUGCACACCCGCUCCUCUGGCCAACUCCCGACCCUCCAGGCCCACCGCUGUGGUUCCUCCCACCUCCUCUGCAUUUGCUCGCUCUCUCAUUUGCUUGCUCUUUGCAAGGAGCGUGCUUGGUAAACAGAGAGGAGCGGGCUCUGGGGUGCAGUGGUGUGCGGUGCAGCUAUGUAUCAAAAGGCCUGAGUGUCACGGGGCCUGGUUACUCCGAGUGGGGGGACCUGUUUCUGCACUUCAUGUUAGGGCACGCAUCCUGAAGAGGCCACUCCCCCGACGUCAAUGCUGACCUGUCAUUUGGAGCCCAGACACCCGGGAGUGUUAACGCUCUGGGACAAAGAGGGCCCCCGCCCCACUUCCAAGCUCAGCAGUAGUGCCACUAGCGGUCUUCCAGAGGUGGCGGUCUCCUCA